Molecule: messenger RNA, 627 nt
Organism: Dovyalis caffra
Lineage: Eukaryota; Viridiplantae; Streptophyta; Magnoliopsida; Malpighiales; Salicaceae
Source: the annotation of a GenBank genome assembly
AUGGAACAUCCUGCUGAAUCCGAGUACGACGGAUCUUGCGCGGUGGAUACAACGGUAACCGAAACCGAAGAAGCGAUUAACGCUAUUACGAUGGCAUCUAGAGCCGAGAAAGUGUUGAAGACGGAUAAGCACCCUCGAAAUUGGAACUUCCGAGUGUUUGAUGGUGAGGGAGCCGACUCUUGGAUUUUUCGAGCAGAGAGGUAUUUUUCGAUAAAUCGAUUAUCGGAGGUAGACAAGCUCGGAGGUUGUGGGAUGAGAAGAUCGGAAGCAGAGCUGUUGGUGUUGAACCCAAAAACGUUGAAGGAGACUAUAGAGACUACGGGCUGGAUUGAGAGGAAGAAUCAAAUCUUAAGCUCAACCCUUAACCCAAAAGCCCACAAAGAACCCCCUUCAAUCCAAUACAAACUUGAUAUCAAAUCCAUUUCAUGGACGCCCACUAGACCAUACAACCCGUUCAAUAACCCUUCAAACACCACCCUCACCAAAACCGUAGCAAGUAACCUAAAACCCAUCACAACUCACCAACAAAACCCUAACCACGGAUCCGACAACAAAACUCCUACCACCUCAUUACCACCCCGUUUUCAAAAGCCGACCCCAGCUGAAGCUCAAGCCAAGCGGGAAUAA